Cotesia congregata is the source of this 1480-nucleotide messenger RNA. The record is from the annotation of a GenBank genome assembly. NCBI's taxonomy places the organism in Eukaryota, Metazoa, Arthropoda, Insecta, Hymenoptera, Braconidae.
AUGUCCAAGUUUGAUAAUUUCUGGGCUAAAAUUCUAGCCUCAUCUCCUGCUCACGAGUCCUCCAACUGUCCAAUGUGUCGUAAAAAAAUGAAAAUGAAGAGAAGCAAAUCAUUAUCUCCAGAACCAUCAAGCAGUCGUGACGCUAAAAUUCCUCGGCUGUCAAACGACUCGGCGUUUGAUGAAUUUCAGGGUGAUUACAAAACAAAGCUGUUGGAUUUUUCUGAUGAUGUAUUGCUUAAUAUAUUUAAAUAUAUAUCGCCGCAAGAUCUUUUUGCUUUGAGCUCGUGCUGCCAUCGACUGAACCAAGUUUGCCGGGAUCGUACCCUCUGGAAGGUUGUAAAUUUUAAAUCUCGUCAAUUGAAAAAAAAUGAGUUAAUCAAAAUACUCGGAUUUUUAAAACCAAACACUGAGAGUAUUAUUAUUAAUGGACGAGUUGAGUUUACAAUUAAUAAGGAUAAGUACAGAGACGAUCAUGAGAGCGACAAACAUCAAGGAAUCUCCAAUGGUGAGUGUAAGGCGGCGAGUACAUCAAACGGGUACGUAAGAGACGUGGGAACUUCUAGUGGCUCAAAAGAUCAAGCAUCCUGUAGUAACAUUAAAGAGAGAAUAGUUAUUUUAGAAGAGCUCAAGAACAAUUUCCUGACUAAAAUUGGAGAAAUUUGCACAAGUUUGAAGGAACUUGUUAUUGAAGAGUUUACUAUUGUCAACAAUGACAUAAAAAUCACAGAUUUUCCAUCGACACUCGAGAAAUUAGCAUUAAAAGGAUGCAAGGUCUGCAAUGUAAAUCCUCAACAGUCUUAUUUUUCAAAAUUGCACCAGCACAUGCCCAAUUUAACAACCCUAAUAGUGACAGACUGUCAGUGGUUGAGAAGCCACUCAUUAAUGGUAAUAAGCAAGAUACCCAAACUAAAGGAACUGAGGAUAAGCUCGUGUAAGUACGUGGGCGACUGUGUGGCUUACAUGAGUCUCGCGACACGCUUUGGGUUCAAGUCACUGGAGAUAUUAGACCUGUGUCACACGAACGUGGGAGACUCUGAAGUCAGCUGCUUCUUCCAGUACACGACGACCUUGACUGAACUUUAUCUAGACUACUCGCCGAUUGACUUGAAGCCAAAAAGCGACAUUCACAGCUUUAUCGCACUUAAUCCGCCGGUUUAUGAAGACAAUCAUGUAGCGCAGUAUGUUAUCGACGGCAAUCAGUUUGAUAUGGAUGAUAUGUCGCCUUGUGGUAUUACUGAUCGUUGUAUAUGCUCUAUUGGGUCUUAUCAGAGUCCGCAACCUCCUCAAGAUACUCCACGUGAUAUGCCGGACAUGGAACUAUCCAAAAGUAACAGACGCAAGUUUGAAACACCUUGCAGAGCACAUACACAAUUUAAAAUAUGUAGAUCUGACUGGUACAUCGAUAACGAGACAAGGAGUUGAAAAUUUCAAAUGUCUGAGGCCCAAUGUCAAGUUGAUUUCAUCGAUAUCUGAUGAAUAA